Molecule: messenger RNA, 1752 nt
Organism: Erpetoichthys calabaricus (reedfish)
Lineage: Eukaryota; Metazoa; Chordata; Cladistia; Polypteriformes; Polypteridae
Product: importin subunit alpha-5-like
Exons: 11
Coding region: 126-1670 (514 amino acids)
Biological process (GO): NLS-bearing protein import into nucleus
Cellular component (GO): nucleus; cytoplasm
Molecular function (GO): protein binding; nuclear import signal receptor activity
Source: RefSeq, a predicted model, not a curated record
AUGAAGGCCACGGUCCUUACUUACUAAUGCUCCUUCAUUUUGGUGAUGUUGCCUUGCAUGUGGCGUGUAUAAUUUGUAACGUUUUAUUUCUUUUGCUGGUGUUGUUAAGUUGAAUUGGUAAAAUCAUGCCAACGAAAAAUGAAUCGGUUGAAAGGAUUAAGAAGUUCAAGAAUAAAGGCAAAGACCCAUCUGAGCUUCGGAAGCAGAGGAUUGAAGUGAGUGUUGAACUUCGUAAGUCACAGAAGAAUGACCAGAUGAUGAAGAGAAGGAAUAUGUCCUCCCUUCCAGAUGAUGAACCACUCUCUCCUGAGCAAAAGAAACAAGAAAAUGAAAAGGUUUCUGAAACAACAAUUGAAGAAAUUGUAAGGAAUGUGAAUGGCAAAAGCAUAGAGGAGCAAAUUAGAGGGACUCAAGCUGCCAGGAAGUUGCUGUCCAGAGAGCGGUACCCUCCCCUAAAUGAAAUCAUUAACGCUGGGCUGAUCCCAAAAUUUGUUGAGUUCUUAGGCAGAGAUGACGAAAGUGUUCUGCAGUUUGAAGCUGCCUGGGCUCUCACCAACAUCGCCUCUGGAACAUCAGCACACACUCUGAAGGUUGUGGAAGGAGGGGCUGUUCCAGCUUUCAUAUCCCUGCUGUCAUCCCCUCAUAUGCACAUCAGUGAGCAAGCUGUGUGGGCUUUGGGGAACGUUGCAGGUGAUGGCCCAGUGUACCGUGAUGCUCUCAUUGAUUGUAAUGUAGUGCCAGCACUCCUAGCAAAAGUCACACCAGAAACACCAGUUGGUUUUCUCCGUAAUCUCACCUGGACUUUAUCCAAUUUGUGUCGUAAUAAGAACCCUUAUCCACCGCUGUCUGCUGUGCAACAAAUUUUGCCCACCCUUAUUCAACUCUUGCAUCAUACGGAUAAAGACAUCCUCUCAGAUGCUUGCUGGGCUGUUUCUUACCUAACUGAUGGGUCAAAUGAUCGCAUUGAUGUUGUGGUGAAAACUGGUGUUGUUCCUCGCCUUGUCCAACUCAUGGCAUACCCUGACCUUUCAGUUUUGACUCCAGCUCUCAGAGCCAUUGGAAAUAUUGUGACUGGGACAGACUAUCAGACUCAGAUGGCUAUUGAUGCAGGAGUGCUUUCUGUCCUACCUCAGUUGUUACGCCACUCAAAAGCAAGUGUACAGAAAGAAGCUGCGUGGACAGUAUCCAACAUCGCCGCAGGGCCAUCCCCACAGAUCCAGCAACUGAUCACUUGUGGGCUCCUUCCCCCACUGAUUGAAGUGCUCAAAAAUGGAGAUUUCAAAUCCCAAAGGGAAGCGAUAUGGGCCGUGACCAAUUACACCAGUGGUGGCACAGUUGACCAGGUGGUAUUUCUUGUCCAGUGUGGGGGACUGGAACCACUGCUUAAUCUUCUCACUGUUAAAGACAGCAGAACCAUCCUAGUAACUAUAGAUGCCAUUACAAAUAUAUUCUUGGCAGCAGAAAAGCUUGGUGAAACUGAAAAGCUGUGCGUGCUUGUUGAAGAGCUAGGAGGUCUGGAAAAAAUCGAACAUUUGCAAUCCCAUGGCAAUGACACUGUGUAUCAAGCUGCACAGACUCUGAUUGACAAGUAUUUUGGGGAGGAAAAUGAAGUGCCAGUAUAUCCCAUGGACCCAGAUGCUCCCGAGAUGCAAUCCCAGUUUAAUUUUUAAAUAGACCUCCACCUAUGCUAUACCAGAAUCUGACACAUGCAAUUUAUAAUUAAUAUUUAUAAUACAAGAGUUUUUGCAAGUC